Caenorhabditis sp. 36 PRJEB53466 is the source of this 4504-nucleotide messenger RNA. The record is from the annotation of a GenBank genome assembly. NCBI's taxonomy places the organism in Eukaryota, Metazoa, Nematoda, Chromadorea, Rhabditida, Rhabditidae.
AUGACCAGUGGCAAAGACGGCGUCGUCGUCCCGCAAAAUCAGUCGUUAUCAGUUGACAGAAGAGACAAAAGUUAUGGUGAUGCGUGAGGAAGACGAUAGUUGGGCAAGAAAAAAACGGAGAGACAGAUUCGGAUGACCUUUGGUUUGAAUUUGAUACCGAAAAUGGGAAAGAAAGAGGGAGUGAGAGAGAGAGAGACUCUGUCAAGAACAGCGAACCGAACGGAAUUCAAUGUCAUCGUCGAAUUUAAAGUGAAUACAGUUAGAACGAAAACAUAGAAAGUUAUGAUGAAUCCCUCUUAAAAUUGUAUGUUUUUCAUUUCAGUUUCACCCAAAACCUGUCAGCCGUGCUUGCCGAUCCGACUCGCUCCAGAAAUGACAUGACGACGUUCUUCACGCGUCACUGGGGAGACACUUUUGUGCCGACGCAGCCGGUGCCCCAUUCACGGAGACUCGCGAGGAUGGUCGACGCGAGCAAUGAUAGCUACUGUCAGGCGGUGUCUGAAGUGGGCGAAAAGAGCAGAUCGGACAAGCAGGGAGCAAAUUGGAUUCUUUGCAGGCCUUCACGAGAUAUCACGCGGCGAAACGGUUAUUGCGGCAGAGCCACGGAGAGGAAGGACUCGGAAUGGGCGACGGAAGAUAUGAUGCCGAGGAUCUGCCAACGGUAAGCGAAACAAAAAAUGAGUCGCAGUGUUUUCUGCUUUCUGCCCUCAUUCAAUUUCUCGAAGUCUACAAGGCGUGAAGAAAUUUCAAGCACUAUUAGUCUAUUACCACCUUGAAACUGGUUGUCAGAAGGCAGAACGUACCUGAUUAGUCGCCUUUUCCGCUGCUCCUCGUGAUACGCCUUCUCAUCCUCAUAGAUCGUCUGGCCUAUUGCCAUAAUCAUGGCGGCUGCUUCUUCAGAUUUCUUCGUUUCAACAGAAAUGUCGUGUGAACAGUUUGUAGUUUUCUUUUUGCAGUUCUCGGCCGUCUUCUCGCAUAAUUGAAUAUGUAGAAACAGUAGGAAGUGAGUAAUUAGAAAAAGAAUAGCUUGAAUGUUGACAUUCAAUAAUUGAAAACGGCAAAACAGGUUACAGAGGAAUUUGUGAAGUGUGAUUGAGCUGAAGUCGCAGUUGUUUCUGUGAUACUCUUUCGUUCCUUCUUCUUCUUCUUCUUCUUCUUCUUCUCCUGUUGCUGCCGCUGUCGCUUUACGGCGGAUAACGAACAGCCGGACGAGGAGUGUGAUCAGAGUGAGACGGAGAGAAGAGAGCGGAGCAGACGGGAGGCCGGGUAUCUGAGUCACGGGAACAGGCAGCACAAGCACAUCCGUUUCGUGUUUUGUUGUGGUCACACUGACAAAUUGGAGAAUACCUUUUGGCACAGGUGGGCUGACUGAUUCGAAAAUAUUUUGGAGAGGAACCCGGGGCUUUCUGGCUGCUCUGCUGCCGAAAUUUAUGAAUACGGCUGUGGAACUGUAUCAUGCCUAGUGAUGUGUACUACAAAAACCAAAAAUGUAGCGAAUCCAUCAGAACUGUGCAGGAUAUGAACCAAAAGAUCUAUUCAUAGCAGCCUUGAAAUCUCUCGUUUCACAUUUCGGCAUUCCGCUCAUUUUCCUUUGAAAUCGAGUACUCAUGAAUCGGCGAUCAUCUGUAUCCACUUUCCGCCCAAUAACCAUUAGCAUGAACGAGGAGCCACUGGAAAAAAGUACGAAAUUCGAGACGAACGCAUUUCGGUCAGCUGUUCUUUCGCUAUUAUCAGCUAGUUUGUUCGUUGCUUUGCCAUCCCUUCCGCCUCGUUUUUCACAGUGAGUGAGGGUGGAAGAAACGGACAGCUGACGUCUCAUAAACGACUCAAAGCUCAUCGAGCUCAGCUCAUGGAACGGCGACUUUCCGAUUGAACAGGGAGCCAUCAAUAAUAAUCUUUCAUCAAUAAUCUUUCAAAGUUUUCAGAUAUUCAUCGAUCCUCGUUUCUCUCUGAAUGACUCCUCCACGUUCUCGGAUGUUUUUACGAUCCCGCCAAAUGAGAAUCUGGAUGCGCUGAAGCAGACGUUGUCGGGAAAGAAUGUGAUUCCAGCGACUCCUUAUCAAGUUACCACUGACAAAGUGAGAAUAAACAUUCGCACGUUCAUAAUCUUUUUGCUUUUUUAAGGAACCAGGUGCAUUCCGAGACUAUGAAGGUCUCCAGAAAAGGCUGGAAAUGAUGCACGACGUUGUCGAUCAGAGACUCGCUCGGAAGCUCGUAACGAAGAAAGACGACUUCUGGGAGGUUGUCAACUCGUACAGCGGACUCCAGGAGCAGUUGGCAAAGGCGUUGGAGUGUGUAGUGGUGGUCCGGAAGAAUCUGAAGCACGUCGACGAGCUCGUCUGCGAUCAAUCGAAGCAGAUUGUGGCGGUGCAUGAGAAGUACGAGCAGAAGAAGAAUCUGUUAGCCAAGCUGCACGACAUCGCGUGUCUUCGGGAAGCACAGUCCACUGUUCAGAUGAUGUUAUCGCAAGGAGACUAUCCGAAAGCCAUCGAGUGCAUCGAGACAAGUUUGGACGUACUUUCGAAGGAGCUGAAUGGAGUCACGUGCUUCCGACACCUCGCUUCACAACUCCGCGAGCUCUACAGUGUCAUAGGACGGAUGAUGAACGAGGACUUUGCGUCGUUGAUACAAAAAGAGCUCGGAGUGAAGCCAGAAGCGGGAACGAUGAUUCAGGCAGAAGGAGAACUCUCGGCCGUCCUGCUCGGGCUCAUGAGAAUGCGAAAGUACACGUUCAUUUCAGUGCUACGAGAGGAGAUUGUGGAAGGAGUGAAGAGUGUAAUGAGACACGUAAUCAAGAGCCAAAUACUGAACAGCGGCGUUGAUCUGACCGGGUUCGAUCCGAGUUUGACACAACUUGGAGAGCCGGUGCGACGAAUGAAGCACGUGGAUUUUCUGAAAACAGUACGAGCUGUCAUGGACGAGGAGUUUUUUUUCUGCAAAAGACUCGAAGCUCUGCAAGAUAUCCUUCUGGAAACCGCCGAAAGAGCACAGCCACUGAAGCGAGGAGGAUCGGAAGACGUCAUCAUUGAAAGGCUUGAAGAGGCGAACGUCUAUCAUUCUGACUCGGACGAUGAUGCGGAUAAUGCAAUGAACCGAUCCGGAGGGUUCGCAGUCGGAUCGGCAAACGCGUCUACUGCCUCGGCCACCACUCUUCUCUCGAUCGAAGUCAGAUCAGAAGCAUUCCUGCGCCGAGUCCUCCCACUCAUCGCAGAGUUCGGACACCAAUGUGCUCAACAGAGAAUCUCCCGUCUUCUGAUGGCUCGAGCCAAGAACACAGCAGUGACGGAAGCGACGACGCCCACGGAACUGUCAGAAUGCAUCGCUCUGGUCAAGGAGUAUCAAACGAAGUGCGACGCGGAAGGAUGGUACUCGACUCAAAACCAACGAGUCGGAGGGCUCGGUCGUGCAAUCAACAAGCUCUCGAUGGACUACAUUGAGAAGUUCCACGCGGCACGCAAGACUCGGAUUGGAUGCAUGCUUGACACGGAACUGUGGAAGGCGGUGGAAGUGUCGAUUGUGGAUCAGAACAUGAUUGAUGUGGCAUUGGAGACGGGAGAAUUGAGGAACACGAGAAGACGCAUCGACGACAGCGGACAGAGGAAGAUUAUGAAACGGACGGAGAGCAGUGCGACGAUCGAUUCAGGCACCGCCAUGUCGAGCAUCAUACAGGGAGCCAUUGUGGACGAAGAGAGCUACGUGGUGGUCGGAUCGUCGAUCACAAUGCUCCAAGUGCUGGCCGACUACUGCGAAGCCAUCUCUGAAAUGCCGCUGUUUGCACAAGACUGGAACUCUCGCGUCAUCGAGCUGCUCAAGAACUUCAACAGUCGGUGCUGUCAACUAAUUCUCGGCGCCGGGGCGCUACAACUCGUCGGUCUCAAGACUAUUUCUGUUCGCAACCUAGGUAAUCUUUCUUCUUUUAAUCCGAUUGAUUCUCUAAAUUCCAUCUUUCAGCCCUGGCCGGUCGUUCUCUCGAACUGGUGUGUCGGUUCAUUCCUCUCGUGCACGACGAAAUGAAUCGAGUGCUUUCGGCGGACCGGAAGUCGCUUCUCCGUCAUUAUAAACAGGUCGAGAACGAGUACCGAGAGCACGUGAACGAGAUUGUCGCCAAGCUGAUCAGUGUGAUCGACCAUUACACGAACAACUGCCUUGAAGGCUGGACCGUCAAAGGAGUCAUUCCGUCGCCCGAAUUCCAACAAAUCUGCCGACACAUUCUGAAGUUCCACAACGGAUUGACGGGAAUAAUGCCGAGAGAGCAGAUCGAGUUGCUCUUCCGACGAGUGCACGACAACUUCAAAGUCAAUUUGCGAGACCAGGUCAACAAGCUAGGCGUCACGCCCCACGACCCAUUAAAAUACGGGUAAGUCUUUAGAAGGUUGACGCCAGAAAAAAUAAUUGUUUCAGAUAUGUAACCAAGGACUACAUGUACUAUCAACAGAACAUGCAGAGUAUGGAAAACUGCCGAAAUCUGGAGCUCGAAUCCCUCAACGAUAUAAUGUUCGAUUAG